AUGCCAUCAAGACAAUACGUAAUCGACAAACCUCUCUUUAAAAAAAGCUACGGCAUUUCGCCUAAAAGCAGUCCAGACCAUCGCCAAUACGCCCGUAUCAGACACUCCACAGGUGCUUCUCCUGAUAUUGCCCUCCACGAUGGCUCUGACAGCCAGUCCCCCGUUAUUGCCGUCGCAUACAUCAUGAAAACUCAACUUGGCUUUAAAAUUGGUCUGGGAGACCCCAAAGAUGCACACGCCAUGAUAUGGGAAGACAUGAAGUACGCGAAUAAACUGCGCACCAAUUUUGCCUGGUCCAUGGAAUUACCUUUCAGACGGGACUCAAUAUCCACCAACAACACCAAUGAUGAGGAACACGCGAGACGGCCGGAUCUCAUGUGGAAAAAGACUCGCAGUGUGGCCGUGGACGAAGGGUCAAUUCACGCAAUGAGUACUCGGAAUUGGAAGCUUGUUGACCAAGAUGAGAAUAUUUUGGCUGUAUUCACGAGUAACAUCUCACGGGGUCAAGCGGGCACCUUGCAGGUUAAUGUGGAUUUUGGAAAGGAAUUUGACACCAUGAUUUUGAUGACAUUAUUGGCCUUGUAUGAGCGAUCUAGGAGGCAGUGA
Messenger RNA from Pochonia chlamydosporia 170, 606 nucleotides. RefSeq lists its product as hypothetical. Bases 1 to 606 code for a protein of 201 amino acids. The record is from RefSeq and is a predicted model, not a curated record. Lineage: Eukaryota; Fungi; Ascomycota; Sordariomycetes; Hypocreales; Clavicipitaceae. The transcript has a single exon.